CACCCCGCCCCUGCCGAUGACGUCCCGCCCCCCGCCGGUCCCCGGGCGGCGGCGGUAGCGGCGGUGGUUGAUUAUCAUCUUAAUACAAGCCAGUGAAGAUGACACCAAAGCAUGAAAAACAAGAAUUUGUAACUGUCUUGGUUCGAGACCCCAGGACACAGAAAGAAGACUCAUGGCAUUCUUACAUAGACUAUGAGAUAUUUAUUCACACAAACAGUAUGUGCUUUACAAGGAAGACAUCCUGUGUUAGAAGACGCUUUCGAGAAUUUGUUUGGCUUCGGCAGAGGCUUCAGAGCAAUGCAGCGCUUAUACAGCUACCUGAACUGCCAUCUAAGACUCCUUUUUUCAAUAUGAAUAAUCCUCAUCACGUAGACCAUCGCCGUCAGGGUCUGCAAGAAUUUCUGGAAAAGAUCCUUCAAGAUGCAUUGUUGCUUUCAGACAGUAGGCUUCACCUCUUCUUACAGACUCAGCUAAGCCCAGAGGAUAUGGAGGCUUGUGUGUCUGGACAGACCAAAUACUCUGUUGCUGAUGCAAUUCAUAAGUUUGCCUCUUUGAACAGACGUUUUCCUAUAGAAGAUGAAGAGAGAAAAAAAGGAGAAAGCGAUGCGGGGCCUUACUCAGAGAGUUCAUCCUCCGGGCUUGGACCUAGUGAUGACAGCAUUUCAUGUGAAUGUAAAGCAAGCCCUGCUUCUGAAGAAUCAUGAAAAAUCAUUCCUGUGUUACUAUCUUAAGGACAGUACAAAGCAGUUUCUGCUCUGUUUGCUGGUUACGUGCACCAUGUAAACACUGCUGGCUGGUAACACUUACCUAAAAGACAAUACAACCAUAUGUCCUCACAACAUUUUCAAAACAGACCCCGACCCUAUCUCUCUGUUGAUUUAUUCAUACUUUGAUUUGAGUCUACGUGAUACCUAUUAUGUUUAGGGUUUUGUGACUAUUAAAAUCUCAGUAUCGAGUUAGUCAUGCUCCACCGACAUACAUGGCAGUCAAAAUACCAGCGAGUGCGUGUCUCAGAUCUGGAAAAUAAAGAUAACUUAAUUCCUCAGCUUAAAAGUUGGUAUAUCAUAUCAAGUAUAUUCAAAGCAUCUUUUUGUAAUUUGCAUCAGAGAAGUUUCAUCUUUGGAAGUCAUUUGACAUUGGUGAUGAAAUUACAUACCCCACAAGGUAUUAACUUUUUAAAGUAGCUCAGCAACAUCAGCAAAACAACAUUUGUACAAACUAUAUGCUGAUGACAAUUUGAGAUAUAAAUAUAUCUUCCUCUGGUCUUCCUGUAAUGUGUAUGGAAAGCUUGGUUUUAUCGUGCUGUAAGAACUGAAGGCCAAAAUUUUUGAGCACAGUUGCUUACAGAAUUAUGUUAGAAAGUUAGAAAUAUUAAUAAAAAUGACAUCAUUUCUAGGCUUGCUGGAGAUUCUCUGUUCCCAGGGAAUUAUAGAUACUCGUUCCCAGUGAAAAUCCUGGAUGAGGUCCAUUGAAACCAAUGGUUGAAUUUUGCGUUGACCUUGCUAGGGCCAGGAUUUCCUCCAGCAUGUUUCACUUCAGGCACUCAGAUUUAAAGAUGCUGGGAGAAAUGUUUUAGUUUAGCAGUUUAUUUGGGGAGUAUCUCCCUCUCUGAGCAGAUGCCAGUCACGGAGCUGUAACACGCUGUACUGAUGUGGACCUUUCUACUCUUUAGGAGUAUCAGGAGCAGCUGAUUUCACUGUGGCUCUAGUUAACACACGGAAUAUUGAAUUUUUCCACAAACAAAAGGCAGGCUUGAACACAACUUCGUAACCACCAACACUUACUUUGAUUAAACGUCAGUUUUGCUCUUUAUUGUUAACAGCAGCUGCAUAGUGUCUUGUCCCAGAUUCUGUCAAAGGAAUGUGUUUCACUGUGGUGUUGUAUUUAUAUUUGACAUUUAACUGCUAUUAAAAAGAGCUAGGGGCUCUGAUCACCCUCCCAAAGCUCCCUUUAACUUCAGUGCUGUAGUUACUGGCCUAGACUUUUUUUUUCUUUUUUCCCUGUGGAUACUUUGUAAGAAAGGGGAUUUUGAACCUGUGAAUUACAGAAACAAUAGAUUAUUAAGUGGCCAGCUAAUAAAGGGGAGCAUAGGCAUGUGUGGGCAUGCUUUUUUUUUUUUUUUAAAGCAUCCAGCUGGAGAAUCUGUGUAAUUUUAAAAACAUGUUUAAACAGCCUGAGGAUAACAUCUCUUAGGUAACUGCUUUAGGCCAGUGUAUUUUGUUGACGGUAGCACUUCUGUAAGAUGAAUAUCCACGUUUCUUUUUGCUCGGUCAUGUUGAAUUGUACAAACUCAUCUAUUCACCUUCUCAGCUUGUGUGUGACUUAGCAGCAACAUUUUAGCGUAAAAGUGGUAACAUUUAAUUAAAGCAACAGGUUAUCACUAAAAGUAGCUUUAAAGAUAGGUGUUAUUGCCAGGCAGAGAUCUUGACUGCUUGACCUUUUUUUUUUUUUUUAAAGAUAGCACAUUACGAGAAAAAAUUAUUUAGCAUAUUUAGUCAAAAGAUGAAGGAAAUAUAAAAACAAAACCUGGAAUAAUAUCUGAGAAAGAUAUUAAUGUUUUUAUUUAAUGCACUGUCAAGGUAGUGGGUUGUUGCAUUGUUUUAAAAGAGUGAGCUAAACUGCUGAAGCACUUUACAGUUCUGGCCUAUCAACACAUCCUUGAUAUCUGAUGAGUAUUACAGAAAUAGAAGGUUUGGAAAGCCUUUGGUUUUAAUUUUUUUUCCUUUUCAAUUCUAGGAGCUUAUCUAUAUGCCAGUGAGCGUUUUCCAGCUGAAGGUGUUUCCAAAAUAAAUAGUUGUUUUUCUAAUAGUUCUGUUGGUUUUUUUGUCAGUUCAAAAAUUCCUAAGACUACUAUAACAGAAUCCCAUUUCCCAGCUUCUGACAGAAAUUUGUUUAAAUAUUUAUCUUUUGAAUGUUGUUUGUGUAGCUAGUAUGACUGGAAUUCUUAUUAAAGGGGAAGGGAAAGUAUUCCAUGCUCUAGUAUGUUGUUGUCUUGUAUCAGCUGUCUGUAACUGUGUAUAAAUGCUUUAAGACGUUUUGUUUAAUUUGGAAUAUUAAAUGUAACUGUUACUAAUUUAAAUGUAAACAAAGUAUAAUUUUAAUGUAUUUUGUUGCUUCAAAGAUUUGGUGAUUUGUCAACAU
Messenger RNA from Colius striatus (speckled mousebird), 3141 nucleotides. RefSeq names its product sorting nexin 10 (gene SNX10). Gene Ontology annotation, molecular function: phosphatidylinositol binding. Bases 99 to 704 code for a protein of 201 amino acids. NCBI's taxonomy places the organism in Eukaryota, Metazoa, Chordata, Aves, Coliiformes, Coliidae. Gene Ontology annotation, biological process: intracellular protein transport. The transcript has 7 exons. The record is from RefSeq and is a predicted model, not a curated record.